Propithecus coquereli (Coquerel's sifaka) is the source of this 6828-nucleotide messenger RNA. It is a transcript of the gene PKDREJ, whose product is annotated as polycystin (PKD) family receptor for egg jelly. Gene Ontology annotation, cellular component: membrane. Gene Ontology annotation, molecular function: calcium ion binding; calcium channel activity; protein binding. Lineage: Eukaryota; Metazoa; Chordata; Mammalia; Primates; Indriidae. Gene Ontology annotation, biological process: detection of mechanical stimulus. The coding region runs from base 1 to 6828 and encodes 2275 amino acids. The transcript has a single exon. The record is from RefSeq and is a predicted model, not a curated record.
AUGCGGCCUGGGCCCGCGCUCCUCCUCCUGGGCCUGGGCCUGGGCCUGGGCCUGCUCCCGCCGCACCCGGCUCCUCGCGGGGCCCGGGCCGCCGUCCCCGGGGCGCCGGCCACGCAGUCGGGAGGCCUCCUCAGGGGCGCCCGGGGCUUGAGGGAGCGCGGAGGCCGCACCCGCCUCAGCCUGCGGCGCCGCGCGGCCCGGGACGGCGGCGUCCUCCUGAGCGGCAGCCGCGACCUCUGCUUCCCCCGUGGGGGGCCCGGCCGGGCGGGCGCCGAGCGGCGCGUGUCCCCGCGGCCCCCGGGCUGGUACUGCCUGGGCGUGCGCGUCCUGCUCCGCGGCCGGCCGGGCCCCGCGGCGCCCACGCACGUGGACCUGCGCGUCUCGGCGCCCCGCGGCCGGCUCUCGCUGGCGUGGUCUGCCCGCCUGCCGCACUCGCUGGGGCCCCUAGCCUGGGCCUUCCGCCUGCGGCUGCUCGGGCCCGGGGAAGCCCGGCCGACCCGCGCCCGCCGCGCAGCCGCCGCCACGCGCCCCUCCGCUCUCUCCGUCCUGCCCGCCGACCCCCGCCCCUACUCCGGCUUCGUGGCCCACACCCAGUGCCCCACAGAUGGACCCACGCCCGUUGUUUUGGAAGCCGUCGACUCGUCCAACCGCACAGCCAUGACGUCUUCCGUGUCCUGUCAGAUAAGAUCCUGCAUCAUCAAGCAAGUGAAGAUCAACACGAACAAUGACAGCGCCCCCGUGUUCCUGACGAGGAAGGAGGAAGCCACCAUCAACGCCACCGCUCAGUAUGACUGCCCGUUUGCCCAGGCCAUUGCCACGUACUGGCAGGUCUUCUCCGUGCCCUCCGUGAAUGACGUGCCCGACUGGACGCAACCUAUGGAUCUAUCACAAAUCGAGAUCAAGAACGAUCCAUUAUUUAUACACAUCCCCCGCUCUUCUUUACACUGGGGGGUGUAUGUGUUUAAUUUCACAGUGUCCAUCACCACAUCCGAUCCAAGAAUGCCUCUAGUGCAAGACUCAGACUCCAUCUAUGUCUGCAUUGUCAGACGUCCCCUGAAGGCCGUUAUUCUUGGGAAUGCCAGCAUGACAGUGAACUUCACAGACGAGCUGAUUCUGAACGGAGCAAUGUCCUCUGACCCAGAGGCCGACGACCCAUUAGAGGGACUCCAGUUUUUCUGGCACUGUACCACAAAUCCACACAACUACCGUGAAGACCAGAUAAUGGUGAUGAACCAGGAAGUCUGCCACCCAGAGCAGACUAAUCUCAAGUGGCCUUGGGCCUCUGGCCCUGUGCUAACACUUUUGCCAGAAACACUUAAAGGUGCCCAGGUGUAUUUUUUCAGAAUGGUGAUACAGAAGGGUUUCAGAAGAGCAUUUUCUGAUAAAAGAGUGCACGUGCUCCAAGGACCAAGAGCUAUCGCACACAUUUCAUGUAUUGAAAAUUGUGAUCGGACUUUAAUUAUAUCAGAUAGAUUUUCUUUGUUUUUAAAUUGCACAAAUUGUGCAAGGCGUGAUUUCUAUAAGUGGUCAAUUUUGUCUUCUUUGGGCAGUGAAGUGCUAUUUGAUUGGAUGGGGCAAACGGUAACAGGAAGGAAUAGUGCUUAUUUGUCUAUAAAAGCUUUUGCUUUCAGUCAUUUUUCGGAAGCUGAGUUUUCGGCUUCGCUAUACGUAGCAAGUUGGAGUGGAGAUAUCUCAGUCUUCAGGCAUUUCUUUAUUCCUAACCAUGGCCCUCAACUUGGAGAAUGCAAAAUUAAUCCAGCUAAAGGAAUUGCACUUUUUACUAAAUUUGUUGUCCAGUGCAGUAAUUUUAAGGACCAGCACAUCCCUCUUACAUAUAAAAUAAUUGUUUCUGAUUUGCACGGUAUUGGUGAAAUCAGUUCAGUAAAAGAAAACAGCUUGGGGGCCAUCCUGUAUUUGGGUACUGAGCCCACAGCACCCCCUUCCUUUCUUCCUGUUGGUGUGUUGACCAAUCAUUAUGCCACCAAAAUAUAUGCUCAGGUUUAUGACUCUCUAGGAGCUUUCGCUCAGGUGACUUUGUAUGCCACCGUACAGGCUCCUACUGACAAAAACUCAUCAAAGACUGUGUUGCAUCAGUUACUCGAUCUCACCAACGGGCCAAGUUCAUUGCUAUCUACAUUGCUUCAAAAGCAGAAUUUUUUAUCUGCAGGUUACUUAAUGUAUAUAGUAGCUUCCGUCUUGAAUAACAUGAAAGCUGAAUUACCUCUCCGAGCUGAAAAAGUCAAUCUCCGAGAACACCUUGUCAAUCAGUCUUUCCUUCUUCCUGCAAGCACUUUGGUGGAAAUCGGCCAGGUAGUAACGACUAUUACCAAAUUAACCCAGAAACCCUUGGAACUCACUGGAGUGGCUCAGAAACGUGCCACAGUGAGGAUAUGGCAAGCAAAUCAAGCCCUGCAAGAGUAUCAACAAAAAGAUAAACACUUUAGCUCUGAACAAAUAGAAAUUGUGAGCACUGGAAUAUUAACAAGUUUGUCCAAUAUCCUUAAACUGACUGUUCCUCACGAAGUGGUUGAAGAUCCUUUCUACGUAAUAGAAUCUCUAUCAGACACAAUAUUGGCUAAUAAAGUGCCAGGGACUGAAACCACUGUCAUGAGAACCCCCAACUUUAACAUGUAUGUCAAGAAAGUUGAAAAGUGGAAGGUUACCCAGGUCUUCAGAAACGAGACACGCUGCCGAAAUUGUUUUUAUCCAGCACUCAAUGUGAGCAGUGUUCCCGCCCUGCCUGCAAAUGCUCCAGUUUCUACUAUGUUUUGUGAGUUUGCAGAGGACCCUUUUCCUUGGUUAGAUGGUGGAGAAAGCGCUUCAGUUGAGGUGGUUGGAUUCAGAAUGACCGGAGCCGCAGACAACGGCACUGUGAUAGAGAUCACGCCCGACGUAGUGGAAGUGUACCUUGUCAGAAAAAACUUGACCUUUGCAGCUUUUAAUCUCACAGUGGGACCCAGCAGUGAGCUUGACGGGGCCUUGAAGAAGACAACAGGGGUGUUUAGCUUUGAAGUGGACAGCAGAGUACUCAGGGAGGUGCUGGUCCACAUUGUGACUGAAGUGACCGUGUUGUUCGAGGUGCUGGUGUACGCAGGCAGUCAGCUCAGCCCCACGGCUCUGGUCGCCACCUUCCUCGUGCCUCAUGACAUCCCUCCAGUUGCCAGCCAGAGUGCCCUGUUUGAUCCUGCCUGCACGGUGAAGGCAGCCCGCCUGGUUUGCCUCCCACUGUCUCUGCUGCAGGUCAUAGCUCAACGCAGCCACUCAUCCCAGUGUGCCAUAUCCGUGGUUCUGCGGGCACCUCGUUUUGUCAUAAAGCCCAAUGACAGGCUGGUGAGGAUUUCUCUUUUCAGCGUUCAGUGCUUGGACAUGUAUGGGAUCCAGAGUGAGUGGAGGGAAGACAACUGCGUGCUCGGUGAGAAGACCACCUGGCACAAGGUGCACUGUGUCUGCAGGCACGCGGUGCGGGCCAGGCGGCAGCUGGGCACACUCAGGCUAACCAGCCUUCACCUGCACACCUGCUACGUGAUGGCCAGGGUGAUUGUGGUCCCUAACCCCGUGGAUCUGCAGUUAAAGGUCAUCAAGAAUGUUUACCAUAAUCCUGUGACCCUCUUCACUGUGCUUUUUAUCAUGUUCCUGUACAUGGUCCUAGCUUUCUGGGCCUUGCAUAGGGAUGAAAUGGACCAGUUUCUUCGGGAACAUGUGAUAGUUCUACCUGAUAACGAUCCUUAUGAUAACAUAUGCUACUUGGUCACAGUUUUUACAGGAAGUCGUUGUGGGGCUGGGACCAGAGCCGACGUCUUUGUGCAGCUUAGGGGCACAGCGAGUACCAGCGACGUGCACUGUUUAAGCCAUCCACAUUUUACAACUCUCUACCGAGGAAGCAUCAGCACUUUCCUCCUAACGACAAAAAGUGACUUGGGGGACAUCCAUUCCAUCCGCGUGUGGCACAACAACGAGGGCAAAGCACCUAGUUGGUAUUUAAGUCGAAUCAAAGUGGAAAAUCUGUUUAGCAGACACGUUUGGCUGUUCAUAUGCCGGAAAUGGCUCUCUGUUGACACCACUUUGGACAGAACAUUUCACGUUACCCACCCAGACCAGCCUCUGAACAGAAGAGACUUUUUCUUUAUUGACGUGAGUAAUAAGCUAGGGAAAAACCACAUGUGGUUCUCCAUUUUUGCCAGUGUCGUUCCUAAACCGUUCAGCAGGCUCCAAAGAUUGUCUUGUUGUUUGGCAAUGUUGCUAAGCUCUCUUCUUUGUAACAUUAUGUUCUUUAAUCUAAAUAGAAAAGAACAAACUCAGUCAAGAGAGGGGCGCUACAUCAGAUCAAUGAUGAUAGGAAUUGAAAGUGUCUUAAUUACAAUCCCUGUGCAAUUAUUAAUAACCUUUUUGUUCACCUAUUCCCAGAAGAAACCUCAAGUGAAGCUAGAGGAGGUGUCUCCUCAGGAGCAUCCCCUGAUGUCAGAAGACGGUGGACACUGGGAAGAACGUCUGGGAAAGUGGCAUGCUCGUCAAACCGCCGUGACACAUGCCAGCGAGACCGCAAAGACUGUGAAGCCUGCGUCCAGGCGAAAGCCCGGGAUUCCUAAGCCUUCUGUUAAAGCAACCUUUAGAUCAAAGCACCAGCAUGAGAAAGCAGAAACCAAGGCCCCGGAGACCCACAGACCAAACACAAAUUCCAACAACAACAACAACAACAGAGAGGACAAUGAAGAUGUUCCUUCUGAAGAGCCCUCUUCACAGCAGGAUCUUGCCCCACCUAAAAAAAAGCCCCGGAUCGUCCUGCCGUGGUGGUGUGUUUAUGCGGCAUGGUUCUUGGUUUUUGCCGCUUCCAGCAUAUCCUCCUUCUUUAUUGUAUUUUAUGGGCUGACUUAUGGCUACGAGAGGUCAGUAGAAUGGCUCUUUGCAUGUUUUUGUUCAUUCUGUCAGUCAGUCUUUCUGGUGCAGCCGUCCAAAAUCAUACUCUGGUCAGGCAUCAGGACAAAUAAGCCCAAGUACUGUAAAAACCUCUCGUGGUCAACCAGAUACCACUAUUCAGAGAUCAGGCUGCGGAGAAUGAACAUGCACCCAGAGGAGAUGAGGAGGCUACACGACCGCAUCAGCCAAAUCCGCGGCACGAGGAUGUACCAGCCCCUCACGGAAGACGAAGUUAGAAUAUUCAAAAGAAAGAAGAGGAUCAAGAGAAGAGCUCUCCUCUUCCUGAGCUACCUCGCGACUCACCUCAUCUUCCUGGCCCUUCUGUUGGUCCUCAUCGGCCUGCUGCGCCACACCGACAGCUUCUACUACAACCAGUUUCUCCGCGAUCAGUUCUCCAUGGACCUUGCUGCUGUGACCAAGCUGGAAGACGUCUACCGAUGGCUGAACAGCGUGCUGCUGCCUUUGUUACACAACGACCUGAAUCCCACGUUCCUUCUUGACGGCUCGUCCACCAUCCUUGGCCUUCCACUGAUGAGGCAAGUGAGAGCAAAAUCUACUGAAAAACCGUGUCUACCUGCUGAAAACUUCGUGCAGAACAGCAUCAAAAGAGAAAUUCGUUGUCAUCCCAAAUAUGGCAUCGACCCAGAAGACACAAAAGACUAUUCUAGUUUUUGGAAUGAAAUUGAUAAACGGCACACACACAAGAAUACCAAUGGUUUUGCUUAUAAACAUCAAGGAAAGCAAUGGGUGUAUUAUUCCUACGGGUCGUUACAUACCUACGGAUCGGGAGGAUAUGCGUUCUACUUUUUUCCAAAACAGCAGAAGUUUAAUUCCACACUGAGGCUCAGAGAACUUCAAGAAAGCAAUUGGCUUGAUGAGAAGACGUGGGCUGUGAUCUUGGAAUUGACAACUUUCAAUCCAGAUGUCAGUCUGUUCUGCAGCAUUUCAGUCGUAUUUGAGGUCUCGCAGUUAGGGGUUGUCAACACCAGCAUAGCUCUGUACUCUUUCUCACUUGCUGAGUUCAACAGAAAAGCUUCAGCAGAAAUCUACUUGUAUGUGGCCAUCCUCAUUUUUUUCUUAGCCUACACUGUCGACGAGGGCUACAUCAUCAUGCAAGAAAGAGCCUCCUACGUGAGAAGUGUGUAUAAUUUGCUCAACUUUGCUUUAAAAUGCAUAUUUACUGUGUUGAUUGUGCUCUUUCUCAGGAAGCAUUUCUUGGCCACCGGUAUGAUUCGGUUUUACUUGUCGAACCCCGAAGACUUCAUUCCCUUUCAUGCAGUUUCUCGAGUAGAUCACACCAUGAGGAUAAUUUUGGGUUUCCUGUUAUUUCUGACGAUUUUGAAGACGCUCAGGUAUUCCAGAUUCUUCUAUGAUGUGCGCCUGGCUCAGAAGGCCAUCCAGGCGGCCCUUCCCGGCAUCUGCCACAUGGCGUUCGUGGUGUCCGUGUACUUCUUUGUAUACAUGGCUUUCGGUUACCUGGUGUUCGGGCAGCACGAGUGGAACUACAGUAAUCUGAUUCAUGCCACUCAGACCAUAUUUUCCUAUUGUGUUUCAGCUUUUCAGAACACUGAAUUUUCCCACAACAGGAUUCUUGGGGUCCUGUUCCUCUCAUCUUUCAUGCUGGUGAUGAUCUGCAUCUUGAUCAACUUAUUUCAGGCAGUAAUUUUGUCUGCCUACGAGGAGAUGAAGCAGCCCGUGUACGAGGAACCGUCGGAUGAAGUGGAGGCAAUGACCUACCUGUGUGGCAAGCUAAGAACUAUAUUUGGCUUUCAGACCUCCCAGUCGAGGGCCAAAGAUGAGCCCGAGUUCUUUGUCGACAUGCUGUAUGGGCAGCCAGAGAAGAAUAACCACCGGUAUCUGGGGCUGAAGACCAGAAACAUCAAUGGGAAGAAAAUGGUUUACCUCGUUGUUUGA